CGCAUAGCUAUAUCCUCAUACUAUUUCAGUCGCCGGCAAUGAAUCGUGCCAGUGUGACCUUCAUUUGAACCUGACAGCAGAAUCCCGUACUCGUCCACCAGUCCCUGGGAUAAUUUCCAUUUUUAACAGAAAAUCAUCGCCGAAUCGUUAAAAUGUCACGGGAACGCGCCUCCAGAAGAUUUUACCGUGUAGAAAGCACUCAUGAUCUGACGGACUUUAUGGACCGCGGUCAUUCCGCACAGCAUGAGAACCGAUGGAAUUUUGAAGUAGCAUGGGAAGCUGCCAAUAAAGUGGGCGGAAUAUAUACGGUUAUAAGAUCAAAGGCCUAUGUCUCGACCGAGGAAAUGGGCGAUCAGUAUUGUCUUUUGGGACCGUACAAGGAAGCUUGCGCCAGAACGGAAGUAGAAGAAACUGACUUUCCUCACCAUAGUCCUCUUCAAAAAGCCGUUCAGGUUUUACGUGAUCAAGGAUUCAAAGUGGUGACGGGAACAUGGCUGGUUGAUGGCAACCCUCAAAUAAUUUUAUUUGAUAUUGGAAGUGCAGCGUGGAAGUUGGAUGAGUAUAAGCAGGAAUUAUGGGCCACCUGCAAUCUUGGAAUUCCUCAUCUGGACAUUGAGGCCAAUGACGCCGUUAUUCUUGGAUACCUUGUCUGUCAGUUUAUCUCUGAAUUCAGAAAGGCCGCUGAGGAGUAUUCAACUGUUCAUCCACGAGUUGUGGUUCAUUGUCACGAAUGGCAGGCUGGUGUUGGUUUGAUUGCUUUACGAACGAGACACGUAGACGUUGCUACUGUUUUCACAACGCAUGCUACACUUCUUGGGAGAUAUCUCUGCGCUGGCAAGAUCGAUUUUUACAAUAGUUUAGAUAAGUUCAAUGUUGAUGAGGAAGCUGGCAAACGUCAGAUCUAUCAUAGAUAUUGUAUGGAACGUGCAGCUAGUCAUCUUGCUCAUGUGUUCACAACAGUUUCUGAUAUUACCGGCAUAGAGGCGGAACAUUUGCUCAAACGGAAGCCCGAUAUCAUCACACCUAACGGAUUGAAUGUGAAAAAAUUCUCGGCGAUGCAUGAAUUUCAAAACUUGCACGCUAUUAGUAAAGAAAAAAUAAAUGAAUUCGUUAGGGGUCAUUUCUACGGACAUUAUGACUUUGAUCUGGAUAAAACAUUAUACUUCUUCAUUGCUGGACGAUACGAAUUUGGAAACAAGGGAGCUGACAUCUUCAUCGAAGCAUUGGCUAGAUUAAAUCAUUAUCUUAAGACGUCCAGACCGGAUGUGACUAUAGUUGCUUUUCUUAUUUUCCCAGCGCGCACAAAUAACUUCAACGUCGAGUCGCUUCGUGGUCAUGCAGUUACGAAAUCUUUGAGAGAUACUAUACAAGAUAUACAGCAAAAAAUCGGAAAACGCAUGUAUGAAUUGUGUUUAUCUGGUCGUAUGCCAGAAAGUCAAGAUCUACUACUAAAAGAUGACAUUGUCAAAAUCAAAAGGUGUCUUUAUGCAUUGCAACGAAAUGGCUUACCUCCAAUCACAACACACAACAUCGUGGAUGAUUGGAAUGAUCCAAUAUUGAGUGCAAUUAGGAGAUGUAAUCUUUUCAACACGGUCAAUGACCGCGUGAAGGUCAUAUUCCAUCCAGAGUUCCUAUCUUCGACCAAUCCUCUUUUUGGUUUGGAUUAUGAAGAAUUCGUCAGAGGAUGUCAUUUAGGUGUUUUCCCUUCGUACUAUGAACCAUGGGGUUAUACACCUGCUGAAUGCACCGUGAUGGGAAUACCGAGCAUUACUACGAAUCUGUCUGGUUUCGGUUGCUUUAUGCAAGAGCAUAUAGCAGAUCCUAUGAGCUACGGUAUUUACAUUGUAGAUCGGCGGUUCAUAGGUUUGGAAAAUACUGUCCAGCAGCUCGCUCAGUACAUGUUCGAUUUUGCCCGACUUAACAGAAGGCAACGUAUCAUUCAGAGAAAUCGUACAGAACGUCUAAGUGAAUUACUCGACUGGAAGAAUCUAGGCAUUUAUUAUCGGCAGGCAAGAAUCAAGGCACUGAUUACUGUGUAUCCAGAACUUGCAUCGGAAUUCGACGAAGGUGGUGGCAGCCGAUUUAAUUUCCCAAGGCCGAUCAGUGAGCCGCCGUCGCCAUCUUCUUCUCGGCAUACUACUCCUGCCGCAUCAGUUCAUGGAUCGGAAGAUGAGGAAGACGAAGUUGACGAAGAGAAGGAGCUUGAAGAAUUGCGACAAGCGAACGGAAGAUAAACACAAAUUUCACGAUGCGUCCCAGGCCUCUGCGAUGCGUUAGGCAUACAUCAUAUACUUGUAAGACAUUUGUUUGUACGUCAACGAGAUUCCUGGCUAAUCGAGUCUUGAAAAUUCGUAACGUCGUGUGUAAAAAAAUAUAUCGGUUUUACGUUAUAUUUCAUCAACCUGUAGGUACAAUAUGAGCUCGAAUAUUUCGCAAAAUUGUGUUCCCUUCUACAAUAAUCAUGCCGACAUUAGUAGUUACUAUGCCAUUUGAUUAAGAUCCGUUUCAGUUAUUGGCAUCAGAAUGAAGAGCUAUAGUUGUAACGAAUCCAUAGGUAAUUACGCGAAUAGUAUUAUUCCUUACCAUUAGUCGCCAUAACCAGUUCAUUACCAGCAAUAAUCUGUCAUGCAUUGCCAAAUAAGAAUGUAUAACGUUCGCAAUAAGUGAAGAGUACGAAUAUGUCACGAUAUUUCAUUUGAUUAGUAACUAGGUAUAGUAUAUGGGAAGUUAAGACAUCAAUUUCGAAAGAGCUUCGUGAAGUGGUUUCACAUGGCAAUACAAUUUUUUAACGCGUACACUCCUUAAGUAUACUUUACAAUAUGUAUGUUGUAUAAACCUCCAUCUUUACCACAAUAUUGUUACAAUGAGAAAGUAUGCAGUAUGUUAUGAACAUAAAAGAAUUGUGUUAUUGUUAUA
Molecule: messenger RNA, 2916 nt
Organism: Cephus cinctus (wheat stem sawfly)
Lineage: Eukaryota; Metazoa; Arthropoda; Insecta; Hymenoptera; Cephidae
Gene: GlyS
Product: glycogen [starch] synthase
Exons: 12
Coding region: 153-2234 (693 amino acids)
Biological process (GO): glycogen biosynthetic process
Cellular component (GO): cytoplasm
Molecular function (GO): alpha-1,4-glucan glucosyltransferase (UDP-glucose donor) activity
Source: RefSeq, a predicted model, not a curated record